AUGAUGGCGGUGCCUAUCCUCUACGGAUACGCGGCCAUCAUUUUCCGCCACCCGGUCUUCGCGCCCUACAUGCCAGCCCUCGCCAAGCUCGUGCUCUUCAGCAGCAUGGUUCAUCAGGCGGUAUUUUCCCUUGUCAGCACGCUACCCUUCGCGAUCGGGCAGGUUCAGGACGCGGGCCUGAUUUUCUUGUCUCGGAUGACGACGGAUGUUGCGGUCAAGGUGUUGCUCGCGGGAGGCACCGCUGAGGAGGCCGUGGCGACGGCUCUGGCGGCUACAGCCUUCGCCACCGCGUCCAUGGGCGUCGCUCUGGUCGUCAUUGGCAAGCUCAAGCUCGCGAGAUUCGUGGCCUACCUGCCCAUGCCCGUGGUUGGGGGGUACCUCGCGUUCAUCGGCCUUUUCUGUCUAGAGGCCUCGCUGGGGCUGUCAACGGGAAAGGAUAUCCGCGGGCUGAACACUUGGGGGAUGCUGUUCAACAGCAGGGAUCUCCUCCUGUGCUUGCCGUGCCUGGUGAUCGGCGUGCUGUGGAGCUGGGUCAGCCGGCGGUACCAACACUUCGCCGUGCUCCCUCUUACCAUGCUUGCCGUGCCAGCCGUAUUCUACAUCGCGCUAGCCCUCUCGGGAGAGAGCAUGCAGAACGCGAGAGAUGUGGGUUUGAUUGGGGCGAUCACUCAACCCGCCGAGCUGUCAUGGUCCUUCAGCCUCUUUCGGUUCGACCGCGUUCACUGGACAGUCCUUCCCGGCCUCAUGCCCGUAUGGAUAGGGAUGAUUUUCGUUGUGGCCUUCAGCUCCAGCCUCGACGUGGCUGCCAUCGAGAUCGACAUGGGGGAGCCGCUGGACACGAACAAGGAGCUCAACACCGUGGGAUGGUCCAACAUCCUCAGCGGUCUCACGGGAGGAUUUACCGGAAGCUACAUCUUCUCCCAGACACUGUUUACGAGGAGGACGGGGUGCCAGUCGCGUCUGAUAGGGUGGUUCGUGGCCGUAUCCGAGCUGGCGAUGUGCGUGGUGACCAUCGACCCUAUGGCCUUCGUGCCGCUGCUCUUCUUCGCGGCGACGCUGUCUUUCAUCGCUGUCGAGCUUUCUGUGGAGUGGCUCUGGGAGGUCCGAGAGAAAUUGCUCGCCUACGAGUACUUCGUGCUCCUCGCCACGUUCGUCGCUAUCCAGGUGGUGGGGCUCAACCAAGGGCUAGUCGCCGGAGUUGCGUUCUCCACGGCCAUCUUCGUCAUCAGCUACGCCUCGGAGAGAAAGAACACUCUCGAGAGGGUCCACAAGCGGGGCCGCUUCAUGAGGCCGGCCUCCCAGCGCCGCCUCCUGCAGGUGCACCGAGACAAGAUCCUGUGCGUGGAGCUCAGGGGGGAGCUCUUCUUCGGGUCUUCCCAGCAAGUGCUGCGGGAGGUCACGGCGAUGCUCGGUCUUGCCGCACCUCCGGUCGGUAAGCGUGGCAAGGAAGCGACGCCGGGCGUCGCCACCGCCGCCGCGGGCGGCGCGGACGGGGGUAGCUCUCAGUCUACCCGGAAAGAGGCGUUUCAGCGGUGGUGGGGGAAGGUGCACAAGGCCCUCCGGAAGUGCUUCACCGCCCGAGCGGGCAGAACCGCCUUGGAAGAUCGUAGCCCCGAGGGCUCCCCUCUCAGGGGCGGCAGCAGUCGGUCGCCGUUGUCCCGGCGAGGCACGAGCUACGGUGCAGCCGGCGCGGGGCCGAGGACUAACGGUGGCGCGGUAGCGGCCAUGGAGGCGGGGACGGUGACUGACGCAGGCAAGGUUUUGGGUGCUGGAGACAGCCGGGGGCGGGACGAAACGGCGGGGGGCGCCGUGAACGUGAGCGGGGGUACGGCGUCGCUGGCUGCAGGGGGGGAGGAGGAGGAGCAGGACUCGGCCGAGGAAGGCGAGCUGAUAAGCUUUAUCGUGCUCGACUGCUCCAAGGUCACGAACAUCGAUGCAAGCGCUGCUCGGACGUGCUUCUUGCCGCUCCAGCGUCUCGCUGAGGCGAACGGGGUUUGCAUAGCCUACGCAGGCCUGACGGAGAGGAUGGAGACCCUCCUCAGCAUUCACAAGGCGAUUGGGCUCGACAAUGUCGCCGUCUUCAAGACUUUCUUCACGGCUGUAGACUGGUGCGAGACCCAGCUGAUCCGCUCGCUGGAUGCCUACGAGGACGACGGGAAUGCCAGCUUCUGGGCUACGAGCCACUUCUCCAGACGCGAAAGCUUCAAGAGUACGGCGGUUAACAUCAAGCACCUCUUGAGGCAGGUCUUGGAGUUGCCGGAGUCUGCUUCGGCUGUCGACGGGAUCGAGAGGUAUUGCUCAGAGGAGGACUACCAUGCCGGAGAGUUGAUAUUCUCGCCCGGAGAUGAGGCUGACAGCUUCUAUGUGGUCACGGAUGGGCAGGUGAUGGUGGAGAAGUCUCCCGACGGGUCUUCCAGGCCGCAGGAGCUACGCGGACGGGAGGACAGAACAAGAGCAAACAGCGUCGCAAGGGCGGGGGGACAGGUCCUUUUCAACGUCGGCGCUAUUUUCGGCUACGUGGACUACCAGCUCGAAGAGCGACGGGCCCACUCGGCGAUAGCCGUGACGGACGCCGUCGUGACGGUCUUCCCAAGAGCUCACCUUGACAGGAUGAUGGAAGAGAAUCCGCGACUGCUAUGCCUCUUGGAGAGGAGCGUCAUGAAGCACCUCGCGCUAGAGCUCAGCAAUCUACCGGUCUAGCCCAACUCAGCGUCACCCGGCUCUUUGUCUAAGCUUUCGUUUUGGUUGGUAUAGGCUAUCUAGCACCAGGAUGGUGGCAAACGGGUGUACAAGGAACAUUUUGCUCCCAUUGCUCGUGAUUUCUGUGUCCUGAAACUGUGCCGUGGACCAUAGGUAUAGACGAUGCGUAAAGCGUCCUGUUCAACAUAUGGUAUGGAUAUUCUGCGAAGGGUUGAUGUCUGGGAAUAACGGGAAAUUGAGAAUCCAAGUACUUUCGUCAAAAUUGAUUCAUUCGAGAGUGGUUUAUCGUGACACAUGCAGUUCUCUGUGGUUUUAGUAUAGGGAUGAUCCGUGGAAAUAGUUGGGUAUGUUGCAUUUCUCUGUGGUUUUGAUAUGAGAUGGGGUCCGUGGCAAUAGUCCGGUAAGGAAGUUUUCUGUUAAGUGCGAGCACAUUAGAAAUAGGAGCGUUUCGUGUCUGUGAAAACGCUGUCAACGAGUACAUAAAGAGCUAACGUUGAGUUGGCUUGGGUUG
Molecule: messenger RNA, 3211 nt
Organism: Ectocarpus siliculosus
Lineage: Eukaryota; Phaeophyceae; Ectocarpales; Ectocarpaceae
Source: the annotation of a GenBank genome assembly